Aphis gossypii (cotton aphid) is the source of this 2214-nucleotide messenger RNA. RefSeq names its product 52 kDa repressor of the inhibitor of the protein kinase-like. The coding region runs from base 1 to 2214 and encodes 737 amino acids. The transcript is spliced from 2 exons. NCBI's taxonomy places the organism in Eukaryota, Metazoa, Arthropoda, Insecta, Hemiptera, Aphididae. The record is from RefSeq and is a predicted model, not a curated record.
AUGAAACGAAGUUUGCCAUCUCAGUCGUCAAUAUUUAAUUUUUUUCAUGAGAAAACCAAUCAAACUGAAUUGGAUUCAGAAUUAAUUACUACAGAAGAAGUUCCGUGUGCGGCGUCUACUACUGAAAACGGUGCAAUAAAAAGUACUGUAGAUUUACCAGAACUUCGAGAUAUUGGACGGUAUGUAGAUGUUAGAAUAACUGAUGAUAAAUUUAAGUACGAUUUAUUAAAAAAUCCGUGGCUUCCUCCUUCAAAUUAUAAUUUUCCGAUAGUGUCAAAAAGAAAAUUAAAAUUCCAAAUUUCUUGGUUAACACGGUUUUCUUGGUUAGUUUAUUCAAAACAACUAGAAGGAGCAUUAUGUAAAGUAUGUGUUUUAUUUUCUAAUGAGUGCACCGGAAAAGGUUCAAAUCAAAAAGUGGGUGCUUUAGUAAGUAAACCUUUUAUUAAAUGGAAAGAUGCUUUGGAAUGUUUUAAAUUACAUUCAAAUGCAGAAUACCAUAAAUUGUAUGUUAUACGAGCGGAUGAAUUUUUAAAAAUAAUAGAUAAUAAAAAACCGGACAUCUCUAUUGCUAUCGAUCCAGCACAUAAAAAAAUAGUAUUAGAAAAUCGUGCUAAACUAGUUCCAAUUAUUGAAACAAUUAUUUUUUGUGGUCGUCAGGAACUAUCAUUAAGAGGAGAUAAUGACAGUGGACCUAUUUUUAGUUGCAGUACUGAUAACAAUGAUGGAAAUUUCAGAUCGUUGUUAAGAUUUAGAGCGCAGUCUGGAGAUUUAAUAUUGAAAGACCAUUUAGAAAAUUCAGCAGCUAAUGCUGUUUAUAUAAGCCCACUUAUACAAAACGAGUUAAUACAUAUUUGUGGUGCAUCCAUCCAGACUCAAAUAGUAACCAAAAUUAAAAAUGCGGGUUUUUUUUCUAUUUUAGCAGAUGAAACUUGCGACAUAUCACGAAUAGAACAAAUGUCCUUAUGUGUGAGGUAUAUUGAAGAUUGUAGUAUUAGGGAAGAUUUUUUAACUUUUAUUCCUAUUUAUGACGCAUCAGGAAAAGGAUUAGCCCGUACAAUAAUGAUUGAAAUAGACAAAUUAGGUUUAAAAAAGGAAAAUUUAGUUGGUCAAGGCUAUGAUGGAGCUUCUUCGAUGAGUGGUAUAUUUAAUGGAGUUCAAAAAAAUAUAUGCGAUAUAACACCUCACGCUUUAUACGUUCAUUGCGCCGCCCAUUCGUUAAACCUCGCCAUUAGUAAAUCAUGUAACAUUCCCGAAAUAAGAAAUUGUAUUGGAUCUAUAUCUACAAUAACUUCAUUUUUUCGAAAAUCACCAAUAAGGUCAGAAGUUCUUAAAAAGUUCAUAAAAGACUUAAUUCCAUGCACACGCCACCAAACACUUUUAAAAAUGUGUGAAACUCGUUGGGUUGAACGCCACGACAGCUUGUUACGGUUUAAAGAACUAUAUUUACCAAUAACUAACACAUUAAGGGAACUUGAACAGCAUCAUAAUUUAGAAACAUCAAAACUUGCAUUUCAACUUUCAAAAACUAUUACCUCAAGUUCGUUUGUAAUUUCAUUGUACAUUAUAGAAAAAUUAUUUGCUAUAACAUUGCCGUUAUGUAAAUCUUUACAGCAAAUAAAUGUAGAUUUAUCUGAGUGUUGUCAAUAUGUCAAUAACUGUAUGCAAGUUAUUAAUUCAAUUCAUGAAAAUAGUGAGGAAGAAUUCCACAAAUUAUUUUUAGAUGUCGAAAAUGUAUUAAGCUUAGUCGAUGAAACGGUUAAAAUGCCACGAUUAAUUAAGCAAUCUACUUAUCGUAACAAUAUUCCGGCAGAUUCGCCAGAACAGUAUUAUAGGAGAUCAAUUUUUUUGCCAUUUUUAGAUUACUUCAAAAGUCAAUUAAUUGAAAGAUUUAUAAAACACAACUACAUUAUUUCUGGGCUGCAAAAUUUGAUUCCAAGUUUUUUAAUUAAAUUAAAACCAAGUAGCGAUGAGUUUAAAAAAUGCAUUGAUUUUUAUAAGAGCUUUUUACCGACUUAUGAAACUUUUGAAUCAGAAUUGAAGGUGUGGGUGGAAAAAUGGAAAUCGGUACCCGAUAACGAACUUCCUAAAUCUGCAAUCGAUACUUUAGGCGUCAUGUCGAAAGACUUUUAUCCAAACAUUUGGUGUUUAAUAUCUAUACUUGCAACACUCCCGGUGUCCACUUCAUCUGCAGAACCUGCAGUGAAGAUCGUCUAA